CUUCUGAAGUGAGAAAUGGACUUUGCGGAAAUUCUGUUUGCUUUGUUCAUCGUUGUGAUUGUGAUUGUUUCUUUGCUGUCGAACUUACUGGUGUUGCUAUGUUUCAUUCACAGCAGCGAAAUACGACGCCAGGUGCCAGGGGUGUUUACCAUGAACUUGUCGUUUUGCAACAUACUAAUUUCUGUCCUAAACAUGCCGUCCACUUUAGUUGGGAUUGUAAAGCACCAGCAGCCUUUUGGGGACUGCCUCUGUCGCACGCUCAGCUUUCUGGAGACCUUUCUGACAGCCAACAGCAUGCUGACCAUGGCAGCACUCAGUAUAGACCGCUGGAUCGCCGUGGUUUUCCCGCUGAGUUACUCCAGUAGAAUGCGCUACAGGGACGCACUGGCCAUGGUGUGUUAUUCGUGGCUCCACUCGUUCACAUUCUCCCUUAUUCCACUGCUUUUCUCCUGGUUUGACUAUAGUCCCAUUUACGAAUCCUGCACGUUGCAUUUGAGCAAGGAGAGCGCACAGAUUAAGUUUACUGUGUUCACCAUUGUCUUUCAUUCCACCAGCUUCAUGCUCUCGCUCGUAAUUUUGUGCGUCACAUACUUAAAGGUUUUAAAAGUUGCACGCUUUCACUGCAAGAGGAUUGACAUUAUAACCAUGCAGACCCUCUUCUUACUGGUAGAAAUUCAUCCAAGUGUUAAGCAGCGCUGUAUUGCUGAACAAAAGAGGAGGAAACAGCGCGCUACUAAGAAGAUUAGCAUUUUCAUCGGCUCUUUCAUCAUCUGUUUCGCCCCUUAUGUCAUCACAAGGUUGACUGAGCUGCUUCCAUUUGUAGAUGUCAAUCGGUACUGGGGUAUUAUCAGCAAGUGUUUAACAUACAGCAAGGCAGCUUCAGAUCCCUUUGCCUACUCCCUCCUGCGGCAGCAAUACAAGAAGGUCUUGGUAACGGUGGCCAAUCGCCUGGUGAAGCGUGAUUUAUACCCUUCUUCUGGACACAGCAGCUCCAUGGACACAGAGAAUGACUACAGUCUUCAGAGGAUCAGCUAAAUGUUGCAAAAACGGGAAAUGCCCAAUGCCUUGAUUUGA
Molecule: messenger RNA, 1074 nt
Organism: Sinocyclocheilus grahami
Lineage: Eukaryota; Metazoa; Chordata; Actinopteri; Cypriniformes; Cyprinidae
Gene: gpr78b
Product: G protein-coupled receptor 78b
Exons: 3
Coding region: 16-1035 (339 amino acids)
Biological process (GO): adenylate cyclase-activating G protein-coupled receptor signaling pathway
Cellular component (GO): membrane
Molecular function (GO): G protein-coupled receptor activity
Source: RefSeq, a predicted model, not a curated record